AUGACAACACCGUUCCUCACGAGCCUCGAUGGCUUCCCAUCGACAUUGACGUCGACGACCGCACCCAACGUCCUCCUCGACAGCCCCGGGCCCACCGAGCCCGAUGGCCUCCCCUCGAAACGCACCACCACCGCGCUCCUAACCACGAAACUCACCUCGGUGCUCUCGUCGUCGUACGCGGACCAUGAAAUCCGCGACACGCUCCGCCUGCUCGACGCCCGGGGCGUGCAGAAUGACGAAGACACCCGACGGCAUCUCAAAGCCAAUGCCCAGAAGGAGGUGAUAGACUGUGACGCGCGCAUCGUGGGCGACUUUGGCCACGUCGCCGCGCAGCUCCGCCGGGUCGGCGACAUGAUCGGCAGUUUGAACGCCACGUGCGCGGCCAUGAGGACGCACGUCCUCGCGGCCAAGAGGGAGAGUGGGCCGACGUUAGAAGAGGCCGGGUUGCUGUUGAAGCGGAAGCAGGACACCGAGGCCAAGGAACAGCUUCUCCGGGCGUUUCGGAGCCAUUUCCUCGUCUCGGACGACGAGAUGGCCGUCCUGACUGGUCCGACUGCGGCGGACGGCGUGGAUGAGCGGUUCUUUGCGGCACUCGCGCGCGUCAAGGCCCUGCAUAGGGAUUGCUCGUUGCUUUUGGGGUAUUCUUCGACGGCGACGGCGACGGCCCCAGGCAUCGACGACGAAGGCUCCUCGCGGCUUGGAAUGGAGCUGCUUGAGUCGACGACUCGCACACUGGACGCAUCAUUUAAAAAACUCUACGCUUGGGUUCAAAGCAGGUUUAGGACGCUGGACAUUGAAGACCCGCAUAUCUCGGGUGGUAUCCGACGGGGUCUGCGCGUCUUGUCCGAACGGCCGACCCUGUUCCAGAAUUGUCUGGAUUUCUUUGCCGAGUCGCGGCAGAAAACACUGAAUGACGGGUUUCAGGAUGCGUUGACGGGCGGUGCUGGUGGGGCUGGGCUGGGUAAGGCGAUUGAGUUUUCGACUCACGAACCUCUGCGAUAUGUCGGCGACAUGCUCGCUUGGGUGCAUAGCGCGAGUGUGUCGGAGAAGGAGGCGCUCGAGGGGCUGUUUGUCGGUGAUGAGGAGGAGUUGGCUAGAGGGUUGAGUGAAGGGCGAGCGAGUGAGCCGUGGGCCAGGAUUAGCAGUGGCCGACGGGGCAGUGGUGUUUCUGAAGAAGAAGAAGAAGAGGGAGAAGAGCACGAAGUGUUCGACGGCAGGAAAGCCCUCUCAGAGCUGAUAUCGAAGAAUCUCUCACUCGUGUGUCAAACCCUGCAAUCGAGGAUUGACAUCACGGUGCGGACGAGUGGCGAUCCCGUCUUCAUGUUCAAGGUGUUCAACCUGCUCGAUUUCUACCGUGGGAUAUUCGCAAAGUUGCUGGGCGACGACAGUCCUCUGACAAAGAUGGUUCAGCAACUCCAGUCUUCCACGCUAUCACAGUUCGAGAAGGCCAUGCAGGAAGAGACCUCCGCCGCCGUGGCAUCGAUGGAUGCCGAACCAUCGCCGGUUUUGACGCCUCCGGUGUUCCUAGCUACCGCAUUAUCGCAAUUCAGCGAGAUUUGUCGUGCGAGAGGACCACAGAUGACGGAAGCCGAACUCGAGCGCCUCUACACAGCAGUGUUGGGUGGCAUCAUCUCCGCCUGUGCCGAAGGCGCCACUCAGAUUUCGGACAUGCGCAGAAGCUGCAUCUACAAGAUCAAUUACAUGACCGCCUUGAAAGCGACAUUGGCCAAUGUGUCAGCACACGCAUCUGCGGCGCGGGUACCGCUCCAGAAGUCCGCUCGUGAGAUUCAAAUCUUGAGAGAUCAGUUGGUCGAACUCGUCAGCACAACUUUCCUCGAUUACUCCGGCGUCGCGGACCUCACCCAAGAGAUUGACGGACGAAGGACCCAACCGUCCUCGCAGAGAAGGAAGUGGCUAGUUGAGAACCUUGAUGAAUCAGCACAACGCUUGGACGAAUUCCUCUCUUCCGCACUCAUGGAUGUGCAGGAAGCCCUUAAACCUCUCCUUGAUCGUACAUUGGCUACCGAUGUCGUGGCUGAGGCUGUGGAAAGGUUUUGUACCGAGUUCGAUGAGUUAGAGGGUUUGUUGGAGACUGUCGAUAUGGAGACUACAGAGACUGAACAAGAUAAGCGUGGCGAGGAUGAGAUAGACGAGGCGGAUGCCCACGGGCCGUUUGGGUCAUUGAGAGAGCUGUACCCUAGAACUGGCGCAGAGGUACGCGCUCUGCUGAGUUAG
This is a messenger RNA of Cladophialophora carrionii CBS 160.54, 2235 nucleotides long. RefSeq lists its product as uncharacterized. NCBI's taxonomy places the organism in Eukaryota, Fungi, Ascomycota, Eurotiomycetes, Chaetothyriales, Herpotrichiellaceae. The transcript has a single exon. Gene Ontology annotation, cellular component: COG complex. The coding region runs from base 1 to 2235 and encodes 744 amino acids. Gene Ontology annotation, biological process: intra-Golgi vesicle-mediated transport. The record is from RefSeq and is a predicted model, not a curated record.